Molecule: messenger RNA, 6604 nt
Organism: Myripristis murdjan (pinecone soldierfish)
Lineage: Eukaryota; Metazoa; Chordata; Actinopteri; Holocentriformes; Holocentridae
Gene: dclk1a
Product: doublecortin-like kinase 1a
Exons: 7
Coding region: 293-1351 (352 amino acids)
Biological process (GO): axoneme assembly; intracellular signal transduction; photoreceptor cell development
Cellular component (GO): axoneme
Molecular function (GO): protein kinase activity; ATP binding
Source: RefSeq, a predicted model, not a curated record
CACACACACACACGCACACACACACACACACACACACACACACACACACACAUAGACACACAUCUGUGGCGGCGGCGGUGGUGGUGGAGCAGCAGAUCAGCCGGACAACAAAGGGACGCGCAGGGGACUACCGCAGCCAGGACGGGAUUUUACUAUCCAGUGUCAGCUUGGCUCACUGAACUCUCUCAUAUCUGCUGGGGAAGAAAAGUCAGCCAGGCUGGAGGUGAAGACCACAGAAGCGCUUAUUACCCGAGUAGAUAGUACGGCCGUACUUGUGACCCUCGGCUGCGAGAUGGAGCUGGAGCAUUUCGACGAGCGGGACAAAGGUCAGAGGCACAGCCGGUCCAACGGGAAGAUGAACGGCGUGCCCAGUCCCACACACAGCGCCCACUGCAGCCUGUACCGGACCCGGACCCUGAAGACGCUGAGCGCGGAGAAGAAGGCCAAGAAGGUCCGCUUCUACCGCAACGGAGACCGCUACUUCAACGGGAUAGUUUAUGCCAUCUCCACAGACAGGUUCCGGACCUUUGACGCCCUGUUGGCAGACCUGACCCGCUCCCUGUCCGACAAUGUCAACCUGCCCCAGGGCGUCAGGACCAUCUACACCUUGGAUGGCUCCAAAAAGAUCACCACCAUCGACCAGCUGGUAGAAGGUGACAGCUAUGUGUGCAGCUCCAUUGAGGCUUACAAGAAGCUGGACUACACAAAAAAUGUAAACCCCAACUGGUCGGUGAAUGUGAAAGCCUCAGCAGCAGCUGCCCGUGGGCCUCCUUCCCUGGGCAGUGCCAAGGCUGGGGCCCCAGAGAGCCGCGAAAACAAGGACUUCAUCCGUCCAAAGCUUGUGACUGUGGUCCGGAGCGGGGUGAAACCUCGCAAGGCUGUGAGGAUCCUGCUGAACAAGAAGACAGCCCAUUCUUAUGAACAAGUCCUGACUGACAUCACUGAUGCCAUCAAACUGGACUCUGGAGUGGUUAAGAAGAUCUAUACGCUGGAAGGCAAACUGGUGACAUGUCUGCAAGAUUUCUUUGGUGAUGAGGACAUUUUUGUGGCAUGUGGACCGGAGAAGUUUCGCUACCAGGACGACUUCAUGUUGGAUGAAAGUGAGUGUCGUGUGAUGAAGUCAGUGACCUACGCGAAGGUGUCGGGCCCUCUGAGCCGAGCCUCCCCAAGGACCGUCGCCCAAUCACGACGCAGCAAAUCCCCUGCAUCCGUGAAUGGGACACCAGCCAGUCAGUUGUCCACUCCUCAUUCGGGAAAAUCUCCGAGCCCCUCCCCGACUAGCCCCGGCAGCCUCAGCCGUCGCAGGGAAAAGGACAAGGCCGUGACUGAGCAUAGGCCGACUACAUCUUAAAGCCCCUAGAUUAUGGAGAAACAACAACACCCCACCAUUUUUAGUGUCUCAGAAAGUGAGAAUGAGAGAGGAGAGAGAGAGGGGAGGGGGUCUGACCCUUGACCUGACACAGUGCUGCUCUGGGAUUCUAGGAAAAUCAUGUUAGGAUCCUCCAAUGUCACAGCUCUGACCCCAUGCUUAUAGUUUAAGAACAGUUCUUCCUUCCUUCCCCCAUACAUGUGAACCCAUAACUCUCUUUAUUGCUUAUGGAGAGCUAUGUCUGUCUGCCUUUGGUAGCUGAAACAGAAAAUGAUGCUAUCACUGACAGUAUCUAGCAGUAAUCAGUCAGUAUUAGCCAGUAUUGACUCUAAAUAUGACAGUGAUGGAUGCACUUGUAAGCAGCCGGUUCCAAUCUUCUGAUCUGUUUUUGUUUUGGAAAAUGCAAGUUAAAAGAGAUUUGCAUCAUCUGUUAGCUACCAAGCAGUGAGUAAGAUUGAUUUGUAUUGGCUGCCAGCAGCAACAACAAUAACAACAAAAAAGCCCCAUUCAGGGUGAAUUUUUGUUCUUAUUUAUUCAAAAUACAUGUUUUAAUUCAGAAUCUUGUUUAAUGAUAGUAAAUCAGUAUCUGAUUAGUAGCAGCCAUCUUUUAUCUGGGUUGGGGGCUUCAAAAGAAGCCCUUAUCGAAGCGCCCCAAAUGGAAAUCAUAACCCGGUCCAUUAUCUAUAGUGCACUACUCAGCUUACAGGGGAGAAGGAGGCCCUUUGAUACAGACAGACUGUGUGUUCACACUGUGUGACUCUGAGUUUCUGUAGAGACAAUACUGCUGUACUGAGGGGUUUCUGAAGGAGCAUGCAACUCAAGGGAAAAACGUGAAUACCAUGCCAUUUUUAUUUAAAAUGUGUCUUGUGAGAAUGUGUGCGUGCAUGUGUGAGUGUUUGUGUGUGUGUGUGUGUGUGUGUGCAUUGGAGAUCAAAGUGUUUGUUAAUCCAGUCCUUGACAGUAAUGAUGGUGAGCUUUUAAUAUCAGCCUCAAUCCCAGCCAGAGCCUGCCUCCUCACAGCAACGCUUUAAUUUGUAGGAGCUCUAAGCCUGCUGCUGAUUCAGUCUCUUCUGACUUGUAAACAAACACUCGCACACGCAUGCAUGCGCACACGCAGACACACACAGAUAAUACAUGAUCGCACACAAAAUCUCUUUCCUUCCCUCUCUCUGUGCAUUGUUUCUCUCACACACUCCCAUUCUCAAAUAUACUCUCCCAUGGUCAAAGCUGCGAUCACAGUACAUAACAGAUUGAUUUAUACCGUUUUUAUUCCUCAUGUAUUUGUGCAGCUGAGACAUAACUAGUAGUAUUUAUUGUUUUGCUGUUUAUUGUUGCAGGCAACAGAGCUGUGCCCGUUUAAGGAGAGAAAAGCAAACAAUGUGAUUAUAUGAUGUGAUAAAUAGGGCUGGAAUCAAUAGAUUUGAAAGGGAUAUAAAGCAGAUUAAAUGAUUUGAGUCCUGACUUUUGGGCAUAACUGAGUGUGUAUGUGCGCGCGCAUGUGCGUGUAUGAGUGCACGCCUGGCUGCGUGCAUGUAAGCGAAAUCAGCAUAGCAUGAAGAAUGAAUUCUAUGGGCAUAGUAGCUCCAGUCUUGUGCCACAGUUUUCGUGCCAGACAGAAUGAAAGGACGGUGGAGAGUCAGGCCUUCGGGCGUACGAGCCGAACAUUGAUGAGGUUAUAUUGAUGCGAUCUGAGGGUCAGGCAGGGCGAGCUCAGCCACGGCCACAGGAGCACUCAGAUUGUGGCAGUAACUGCGUGGAGAAUAGAGCAAGGUGCUGUGGAGCUCCCACAAGCAUCUGUUAUGGAACUGGGUCACCCUGGCUUGCAGUCUUUGAAUGGGAAACGGAAAGAGGCGGGCAAGUGCAAACAUACAUACGCUCUGUCUCUCUCUGAAUGAAUAAAUGUGGGCCAGUAAAUGCUGGCAAGUGCAGGCCUCAGUGGCUGCUGCCUUGAUCUUUCCUCCCAGACAAUUUCUCCUGCUCCAGAAUGAGAGCCUAACAAGGUGGGGUAAGAGAGGUGAAGGAGGAACAAUCAGGAGUAUCGAGAAAAGAAGUGCACUACAGAAAUAUUAGCCCCGUCCUCUCGAGAUUAAACCACGCCGCCUUUUCCCUUCCACCCACUUUCCCCACUAAGUAUUAGCCUACACAAAUUAGCCUUGUAGUGCAAUUCCCACUUCCCUGGUAUGGCAGUUUAAUUCAGAUUUUAUAGCACACUAAUCAAGAGCGUGUAUUUCUCAACGAGAGAUUAUUCUGGUCUUUGUGCUCCUUGACAAACUAUGCUAAGCCUGCUAUACGGCUUGGCGGGAAGUAAGGGAGGAAGCCUCAUACUCCAUUAUCUCUCCUCCCCACUCUGCUACUUUAGACUCGGCUAUAUUACUCUGUCAUUCUGCGCCCGAUUUUGCAUGUUUUCUAUCUCCCCUCUCAGUGAUUCUGCCUCUUUUCUCCCCUCCCUGCCAAGUUUUAAUUUCCCUCGCGCUGAGUCUCCCAUCCAGUCUCCCUUACAACCCCCACCACCCCUUUCCCUAUUUAGAAGGGUAUUAAACCUCACAGGGAGAAAUUAUGGCCCAUCGCUUGUCUUGGAGAUGAAUCCUAAGCUUAACUCCAAAGUGGAGUACAAGUGAGGCUUCUAACACUGCCACACUUUCCCCAUCAUCCAAUUGUAAACACACAGGUAUUUUUUUUUAAACUGCUGGUAAUUUGUAUUCCCAUUUUCAUACAUUAUGCUUAUAAAAAAACACAGCAUUCACCAAUAUUAAGUUAACAUUAUAAAUUUGCAUUCAGUAAUGUUGUUUGUUAAUGCAAACGUUUGAAACUCAUUUAUUACUUAAAACCUAUUCUGACAUUAACCAAAGUAAUUAAGUCACAACAGGCAUUAACUAACAUGAACAGAGUGUUAUUCAUGUAAUUUGGUAUUAGUGUAUAGUGCUACUCAAGUAACUACACACAUACACAUUUAUUACACUGAAUGAAUACACUCCUAACCUAACCUGUAACUAAAAAAAAACCCUUUCCUAAUAUCAUGCUGUCUUCAAAUACUCACAGUCUUUAUGUUCUUGAGGGAACAUUUUGGACUCAGAAAUGACCCCAAAAACAAAGAUCUACACUCCUGUUUUUCAAUUUCAGCUAAAAGUGUAUAGAAAACAAACAAAUAAAUCCAUUUCCUGAGUAGCCGCAGAACUGAACACUUCCUGACCUAGCAUCACUACAAAUCUGCACGGCUCACCUCAUUGGACCCUGCAUUAAAAUACACGGGGGCACUUCCCUGCCUGAAGUAGGUUGCCUGCACAAUCCAGACCAUCUCAGCCUAUUUCCUCGAGCAGAAAUUACAGACAUCGCAUUGCGCCGCGUUAGCCACGCAUAGUCAACACCGCAGCUCAAGUGCCUCUCCUUUCUUUUUACCCGGACGUGAUGUGUGCACAUAUUCAUGGAAAUCACACCGAUAGUCACUUAUAUGUUCAUGUCUGCUUAAAGAAAACACACACUUCUAUACAUGAAAUGACCAUUUGUGCACCGGCGGGAGCUUGCAUCACAGGGUUUCAUACACUGACUGCACAACUAGCGACCCAUUUUCAUGAAUUAUAAACAGAAGCAUAAAAGAAUACUCUAUAUAUACACAAACUCAUCCACUCUCCUCCCAUCCCCCUCCUCUUCCUCCUCCUCUAGUCAAGAGUCAUAUUAGUACUUGCUCGCCUCACUUAUCUUUUCAUAAUCAUCUUGCUUUCUUCAUACCAUCUUUGUUAUCCUCCUUUCUCAUUUCGCCUACACAUUCGCAGACUCAGACGAGCUGAGUGAUGGCGAGGUCACUGCUCGUCACCCACUCUGUUAGAUGUGAGGAAUCCAGCAGGAACAAACAAUAUGCAGCGAAGAGCCAUUGUAACAGAUUGAUGACGAGGUAAACAGAGGCUCUUUGAUGCCAGCGCUGUUCGCCAGCAGCUGUGCCACAGCCAGGUAGCUCUGUAUUUGAGAGUAUGUGUGUGUGUGUGUGUCUAAGAGAAAGCGAGAGAGAGAGAAAGAGAGGAAAAAGUGCUAAUUGUCAACAGUAGUAUCUCACCUACAUCCUCCUCUCACCAUUGACUCAUUCAUGUCCACAGUCCAUUGAAUUGCAUGCUCCACCUCUCAUUCCGAAUGUUCUUAUUUGAUGUUGGGUGAUUCACAAAUGUAUUAUAGUGUACGUGUGUGUGUGUGUGUGUGUGUGUGUGUGUGUGUGUGUGUGUGUGUGUGCGUGUGUGUGUGAAAAAGAGUGGAAGACAAAGUGCAUGUUAUUACCUGGGUGAAUACUGACUCAUUUCAGCCAUCCAUGUGUGUUUGUCAUUACUAAUGCAUGUAUUUGUUAUUUGGAUGUAUACUUCUCAUUUCAUGUUGUGUUUAUGUCAAUAGGGUUUUUAUUUCUAGUUUUUUUUUGUUUGUUUUGUUGGUCUUAUUGUCACCUGCCAAUAAGACUGGCUGCAGCGCAUGAGGAAGCAGUUGGCAUUGCGGUGGAGGUUAAUCAGAGCCACGGGCUUCUCAAUCGGUAGACGAGUCGUCUACCAAACAAACACUGAACCGUAUUGCUGCGACGUGAAAAUGUGUCGUGUUUGUUCGGAGCGUGUCACUGUAUGGAACGUGAACAACUGCAGUUGGCAGUGGCUCCUACUUCAGCCCUCCAAAAAUCACUGGAAAUGUGAAAGCAAGACAGGCGGAAUAACUUCAGCGUAACUUUUCCAAAUGAAAUCCUUCAAAAGGCAUCUUCAAAUAUAAAUGCGUGUUUGUCAAAAAUCCCACUAGAUUUGCGUUUUUGCACAUUUCCUCCCCCCGAGUAACGCCUAGCACUGAAAGCUUUGAAUAUCUGAGGGGUUACUUCAUGUCACGAUAAAAUAGUUGAGUCUCCUAGUCAAAUGAUCAAGUCUGUUUCACAUUUGCACGUCUUUAAUGUAUCAUAGUUUUCGGCACCAGAUUUUAGCAGCUUUAGCAGUAUCUCCAGAUUUUUUUUUUUUUUUGCUGCUGUUCAUUGACAUUUAUGGUAUGGAACAGGAAAAUGUGUGAAGUCUCUCAGUGUGUAGAAUAUUUUCAUGAGCUGAGAUCACACUUGACAGGGUUAGAGGUCGGCUCCUGGCUCGUCUUCCGCAUGUGAUGCCUCCUUCGUUUCCUCAUGCAAUGCUGCCAGUUCUUUUUGGCCCAUUUGAUUUGUUUGUAUUUUCUUUGCUAAAUGUAUCACUUUGCAUUUGUUGAUGUCAUUAAAUUCGUUGCCAUUUCAUUUCA